Lingula anatina is the source of this 2944-nucleotide messenger RNA. RefSeq lists its product as uncharacterized. The record is from RefSeq and is a predicted model, not a curated record. Lineage: Eukaryota; Metazoa; Brachiopoda; Lingulata; Lingulida; Lingulidae.
ACCAAGCGUCAUAUACCAGUAUAUAGCUAUAGGUAUUGCAAAGUUAAACUUGGAGUCAGCUUAAGAUGUGAUGCAAGUACCCGUUAAAGCUAACAGGAGGCAAAUAAUUCGAACAAAGAGCCACUGAGUUCAUUGGUAAUAGAGGUUGUGAAAGCAGACCGUGUUUCGUCAGCAGUUCAAUUUAUUUGUGUUUAUUAUAUUUCGAUUGCUGUUGAAAAUUGGUUACGCUAGAGUGCAAGCAUAACAAGCGGGUAAUAUUCAUAUAUAUUGAUAUUCAUGUAAGUGAUCGAGGCUCUACGGAUUUCAAGAGAACUAUUAGUCAAGGUGCGGUAGUUAGGCUGGGUGGAACUAAGUCCGUUUAUGUCACAGCAACACGGGAUUUUUAAACAAGUUUGAAACCCAAGCUGAAUUUGAUUUGUUAUGGUUCAAGUUUCAAUUGUGUCUCCAAGUUUUUACGGCAUUGAUUUCAGAAAUUUAUAGCAAUUUUCGAAAUGCUAUUUGAAGUGGAGUAUUUUUCUGGACACAAAUGUAAUUGUAUCUGAAGAUUGGAUAGGGGAUCGAUUUCAUCUUAUUAGAGGACGAGUUGACAACUCGAGUGUUUGAAGCGGAGUGCUACGGUUUGAAGGACACCAGUCAAAACGACGGUUAUCUCCGAACUAACGACAUCGAGAUUUCGACUUCCCUGGCUACAACAAACGCCACUGUACAUCUCAGUUGUCAAGUUCCGAAUACCAGUAAUUCUUUGGAAGGAAGCUGCGCUGAUCGGACCAAAUCUUUUUAUUAAUCAAGACGUGAAACAUCAUGACGGAGCAUAGUGUCACCUCUGAAGAACGCCUAAAAAAUUUAGAAAGAAAAAAUCACCAAUUACAAUCAAAGCUGGAUAGCCUCUCAGAAUGGGCUAACCAUAUAGGAUCGACCAUUUCGCAGGGAAAUGUGGAUAAAAAGGUGGAGGAAUUAGCGGAGACGUAUAAAACUCUUGCUGCUAGUGAUGCUAAAAGACAAGCACAGCCUUCAGCCGGUACAGGCAGUGGCUCUCCGAAAAUGAAAAGCAAACAAACACAAGAUCCAAGAUGGCGGCGUUUCCAUUCUGCAAGCGCGUCCCCGAAUCCCGAAAAAUCAUCUACAAAUGAACAAAGUUCCACUGUACUUUCUGAACAAAAAAACGUAAUUUCAACAUCAGGAUCAACGUCAGAUUUGAAGGAUGAAAAUCCACAAAAAAUACCAGAUGUGACGUCACAAGAGACUCAGCCUCAGGGUCCACGUCAAGACAGCCCACAAACCUCGCGUAAGAUUGAGACAUCUCCGCGUCAAGGCCGUGUGGAACCCAAGAAACAAUGUUCCGUGGAAAUAAUCGUUACAGAUUUGACAACUGCGACACCUAUAGGCCAUACUCGCAACGGCGGUGUAGAAAUUAGAAACGACGAAGGGCAAAUGCGUGUAGGCCUACCGGUAAGAUCACGACCACGCAGCAAUUCCUUUGAUGUGGGAGCAGAUAUGAGACGGCUGCAGCGAUAUAAAGCACAGGAAGCAAAAAUGGCCGAGGGCACAAAAUUGCCCAAAUUACAACCUGUUCGUUCUGCAUAUUCUGAAGGGUCUGAAUCGCUUUUGCAUCCCGAAUGGUCCAAGCAUUCCUCCAUGGCAAGCUCAGAUACUAGCUAUCUUCAUGGUGCUACCCAGAGAAGACGGGCAAGUUCGUUCGGCGGUAUCGAGGUGACAAAGUCGCCAGAUGCCUUACGUCGCCGACGGCCAGCGUCUGCGUCUGUGUCUGCCAGGCAGCUGGAAGCGAUUGAGGCUCUUGGGGAAACGAAACUGGAACAGAUUCGUCCCCACCGAAAAUACGGUGCCAGUCAAGCAGGUGCCAUUCCAUCUCAUCUCCACCCUGAGUUCUUUCAUCUUUACUUUCGCGAUAAUGCACAUGGCUGUAGAGACAAAACCAACGACAGUCACUUUGUUAGGCAACGUUCUCAUUCAAUGGGUGCUUACGACGCAAAAAAUUACAGACGGACACAUCUGCAAAGAAGCAGGGUCGAGAUGGACCCAGAUCAUCAUGGCGUGACGUCAGAAUCAGCGCCACCUAUACCUGAGUGCAGAAUUAUGUCGUCACUUCGUCCUUCUACAGCGGCCAACACGUUUGAGAUACAGACGGGAGAACACGGCCUUGCGUCAUGGUGUGGACUGAGUAAGAAAACACUGGGACGAAUACAGGCACGGCACCAUAAGAGCAUGGACGCCAUACCAAAUGAUACGCACUCACACAAAUGAAAUGUUUUUGCUUUGGGAAGUGAGUGUUGUUUUCAAAAUCAGUGCUGGUAGAGCUUGAAAACGGCAACCGAACACCAAAUUAUACAGUUUUGUGAUCUUUUCAAACUCGUCAUCGUCAUAAAAAGAUUGGCAUUUUGCGUUGCUUUAAUUUGGAUUUCAGAACAGGUAAUUUUACUUUCACCCUGUAUAAUGAUAAAACUAAAAAAAAUCCAUGUUUCUCUUCCCUUUUUGAUGUGAAACAGUUCUCUGGAACAGGUUUACGAUCAAGCUGCGAACCACAAAGUGGAGAUUCAAGAUUCAUAUUUCAGUGACUGAUAGAAAAGUCUACUCUAAAGCAAUUUCAGUUAAUGUUGAGACGCAUGAAAACCAAUAUCAAAAGUUGGUUGUGGCUUUAUUUUGAGAUCUUAGUUCAAAAAUUGUCAAUCCACUCUGAUUCAGGGUAAAUCAAAAAUGUUCCAUUUAAACACGGCAGCUGUCGGUCUAGAGAGAUAAGACAGUUCUCACUUUUAGAAAAAUAAUCAUGUUUGAGUACCUCAAAUAAGUAUGCUGCUGAAACGAGCUAGUGCCUGAAUGAAACGUAACCCUGGGCAGGUUUGAGUUAAUUUUUCCAGCAAAUUGACACACUUUGACAUCGGACAUUUCAAACUAUAUUUAACCUGAGAGAUGAAGUAGAAAUGAAGCC